CAAAGCGGUGCGUGGGUCUCGGCGCCUGCUGUUGCUCCGAGAAGGGCAAGGGCCGCCUCCCGCCGCGAGGGUCCCCGAGGAGCGGCGGCCGAAGGAGCAGCCGGGCGCCGGGAAAAGCGCCGCUCCAGUCCCUCGCUCGCGCGGGCGCCAGGAAAUGGAUGGAGCCUUUUCUUCAUGUUGAAUAUCUACUUUUCAGACUGAUUGCUAAACUACUAUGGCAGGUCAAAGAGGAAAUCACAUGCACUUCCUAUCCCCCUUGUCUUCUUCCACGGUGAACUGUCAUAAAUCUCCAUCAUGUUCAAGUAAAAUUCAUAGUAUUUGCAUGGUGUCCGACUUUUUUUAUCCAAACAUGGGAGGAGUGGAAAGCCACAUCUACCAAUUGUCACAGUGCCUAAUUGAAAGAGGACACAAAGUUAUCAUUGUCACUCAUGCUUAUGAAGACCGUAAAGGCAUUCGUUACCUCACCAAUGGACUGAAAGUCUAUUAUUUGCCAUUAAGAGUUAUGUACAACCAGUCUACUGCAACAACUCUCUUCCAUAGCCUGCCUCUGCUCAGGUAUAUAUUUGUACGUGAAAGAGUCACCAUUGUCCAUGCCCAUAGUUCAUUUUCUGCUAUGGCUCAUGAUGCCCUGUUCCAUGCCAAGACAAUGCAACUACGGACAGUUUUUACAGACCAUUCCCUUUUUGGAUUUGCUGAUGUUAGUUCGGUGCUUACAAACAAACUCUUGACUGUAUCGCUAUGUGAUACAAACCACAUAAUAUGUGUUUCUUACACUAGCAAGGAAAAUACUGUGUUGAGAGCAGCACUGAAUCCUGAAAUAGUUUCUGUCAUUCCCAAUGCCGUUGAUCCUACUGACUUCACUCCAGAUGUAUCUAGAAGGAACAAAAGCACAAUAACUGUUGUUGUUGUCAGCAGGCUUGUAUAUAGAAAAGGUAUAGAUUUGCUUAGUGGUAUAAUUCCUGAACUUUGUCAGAAGUAUCCAGAUUUACAUUUCUUAGUUGGAGGAGAAGGACCAAAAAGAAUUGUAUUAGAAGAGGUACGGGAAAGAUACCAGCUGCAUGACAGAGUCCGUCUCCUGGGAGCUUUAGAACAUCAGGAUGUUAGAAAUGUCUUGGUUCAGGGACACAUUUUUCUCAACACUUCUCUCACCGAAGCAUUUUGCAUGGCAAUUGUGGAAGCUGCCAGUUGUGGUUUACAGGUGGUGAGUACAAGGGUUGGUGGGAUUCCUGAGGUGCUGCCCGAGAAUUUUAUAAUCUUAUGUGAACCUUCCGUGAAAUCUCUCUGUAAUGGUUUGGAAAAGGCAAUUCGUCAACUGAAGUCGGGAUCGCUUCUGUCUUCAGAAAUAAUACACAACAACGUUAAAACUUUCUAUACUUGGAAGGAUGUUGCAAAGAGAACUGAAAAAGUGUAUGACAGAGUGGCAGGUGAAACUGUAUUACCAAUGGGCAACCGACUUGACAGACUAAUCUCUCACUGUGGCCCAGUGACCGGCUGCAUUUUUGCUCUUUUUGCUGUGCUCAGCUUUCUUUUCCUGAUCCUCUUGAGGUGGCUGACACCAGAUUACCUUAUUGAUGUUGCAAUAAAUGCUACAGGAGAAAACGGGGCAUGGACUCGACAGUAUUUCCCCAAUAAAAACAAAAAAGAGAAGACUUCGUUCUGUUAAAGGUGCUAACAAACAGGACUGCAUUCUCCUAUGGUCUAGCAUUGGCUGUUAGAUUUACAUUUGCCAAGCAAUGUUUUUAUAAAUUAUUGGACAAUUUUUCUUGGUCUUUGGAAAGAAGAUGUUCUACCUCAGAUUAGGAUAGUCUAAAAUGGCUUAGGAUAGUUAUGCUUGCCAAGACCUGCCACAAUAGCUGAUCACAUUUCUUUCAACCUGAAUGAUUUUGUCUAAAUAUGGAGAAUCUCAUUGUGGCAAUUACUGAAAGAAAGACUUGGGUGAAUAGGUGGAAUUUUACUGCUUUCCCUAUUUUUAAUAUCCUUACCUUCCCCCAAGCCUUAAAGAUGAACCUUCUGUUCCAGCACAAACCAAGUGGAGAUCAAAAUUGUAACUCUAGAUGUUAGGUGUGCUUUUUAAGGGUCAGACACCAAUGUGAGACACAGGUCCCAUAGAGGAGAUUGGACUGAAUCUUUCUUUAGGUUUCUUGGGCACUAAUGAACAGUAUGAAAAUAAGCAUAUUUUAAUUUUUGCUUGCUUUCCUGAAUAUACAUUUUAAAAUGUG
Messenger RNA from Podarcis raffonei (Aeolian wall lizard), 2219 nucleotides. It is a transcript of the gene PIGA, whose product is annotated as phosphatidylinositol glycan anchor biosynthesis class A. The record is from RefSeq and is a predicted model, not a curated record. The transcript is spliced from 6 exons. Gene Ontology annotation, cellular component: glycosylphosphatidylinositol-N-acetylglucosaminyltransferase (GPI-GnT) complex. Gene Ontology annotation, molecular function: phosphatidylinositol N-acetylglucosaminyltransferase activity. Bases 215 to 1663 code for a protein of 482 amino acids. Gene Ontology annotation, biological process: GPI anchor biosynthetic process. NCBI's taxonomy places the organism in Eukaryota, Metazoa, Chordata, Lepidosauria, Squamata, Lacertidae.